This is a messenger RNA of Morone saxatilis (striped sea-bass), 1545 nucleotides long. It is a transcript of the gene nfkbiab, whose product is annotated as nuclear factor of kappa light polypeptide gene enhancer in B-cells inhibitor, alpha b. The record is from RefSeq and is a predicted model, not a curated record. The transcript is spliced from 6 exons. Gene Ontology annotation, molecular function: protein binding. The coding region runs from base 83 to 1036 and encodes 317 amino acids. NCBI's taxonomy places the organism in Eukaryota, Metazoa, Chordata, Actinopteri, Moronidae.
CCACACAGAGGGCAUUUACAGACUGCUGCACAGCGCCGUCACAAGAUAACCAAACGCACCUCGUCUCGAACAACACACCACCAUGGACCUCCACCGGACCAGUAUAUUGAACCAAAUGGAUUACAGUCGGGAGUCUAAAGAAGGGAAGCCGGCCCAGUCGACAGAGGAGCGGCUCGACAGCGGUCUCGACUCGUUGAAAGAAGAGGAGUACCAGGCUGUGGCGGCCGAGAUCCGUCGGCUCCAGCUGGAAUGUGAGCCUCCGCUGCACAAACAAGACCCCGCUGUAACCGGAGAGCUGCACGAAUGGAAAACACAGAUCACAGAGGACGGAGACACGCUUCUCCACCUGGCCAUCAUCCACGAGGCCAAGGACUACAUCAAAACCAUGAUAGACCUGUCCAGGAACACAGACUUCCUCAACACACAAAAUGACCAGCGACAGACUCCUCUCCACUUAGCAGUGAUAACAAACCAGGCGGACGUAUGUCAGGGCCUCCUGCUAUCCGGCUGCGACCCCACGCUGGUGGACGACAGCGGGGACACGCCGCUUCACAUCGCCUGUCGCCAUGGUAACCUGCUGUGCUUCAGUGUGAUCACACAGUACUGUCAGCCAGAGAAUCUCCACACGGUGAUGGCAGCCUGCAACUAUCAUGGUCAGAACUGCCUCCACCUGGCCUCAGUUCAGGGUUUCCUCUCACUGGUAGAGAGCAUGGUGGAUCUUGGAGCUGACAUUAAUGCAAAGGAACAGCGUAACGGGCGCAGUGCACUGCACCUGGCCGUGGACCAGCAGAAUCUCUCAUUGGUGAAACUGCUGCUGAAGAAAGGCGCGGACCCCAACCUCCUGACCUCUGGAGGUCACACUCCCUACCACCUCACCUACGGUCGCGACAACGACGACAUCAGGCAAGAGCUGUACUCGCUGACCAAAUCUGACCUGAGGGAGCUGCCUGACAGCGAAUCAGACGACAGCGAGGAAGAGGAGGACGAGGAGUCUGAUGAGGUGGGUUAUGACGACAUUCAGUGGAAUGGACAUUAGCUGGAAAUGACAGAGGAGGAAGUUACAGAAGCUGCGGCAAUGACUGUAAAGGGCAAGAGAAAUGGCUCGGCAUGUCUACUGCUUCCUGCAAUAACGUCAUAAGCCCGAUAGUGUGAAUGACACGGCACGGGCGUGACCAAUGACAAGAAAGUGGUGGACAGGCAGCAGUGAAGGAGAAUCAGACGGAGACCGAUGGCCGAAUAAACCAACGAGUCCACGGCUCCAGGCUGCAGGGGAGCAAGACGCACGCUGAGAUGUGAAUACAUGACACAUUAUGAUGGGGGAUUGCUUGUAUUUUGUGGACACUGCAAAUCAUUUGUCACUGAAAACAUCCAUCCACACAGAUGUACCUGUAACAGCUCUGUUGUAUGAUAUUGUAAAUGCUGUGUAUACAAAGAUGUAUAUUUUAUGGAAGCUGUGAAUGUGUACAGUUGAGUAGGUUGUAUAUGUCAGACAGCAAACCAGCACACUCCAGUUAAAUUAAAAACACUCAUAUUUAACAGUAAAAA